This is a messenger RNA of Arachis stenosperma, 876 nucleotides long. Its product is annotated as pentatricopeptide repeat-containing protein At5g48910-like. The record is from RefSeq and is a predicted model, not a curated record. Bases 1 to 876 code for a protein of 291 amino acids. NCBI's taxonomy places the organism in Eukaryota, Viridiplantae, Streptophyta, Magnoliopsida, Fabales, Fabaceae. Gene Ontology annotation, biological process: RNA modification. Gene Ontology annotation, molecular function: protein binding; RNA binding. The transcript has a single exon.
AUGAUGUUCUGCUCCACCCUCCCAUCCACGCCUUCCCACCACCACCAGAAAGUACUUGACCCACCGCCGUCCACCGUCAACGCCACUAACUUCAACACCGUACUCGAACUCAAACAAAUACACGCACUUCUCGUCAAAACCCAAAGCCAUCACUCUCUCCCUCUCACUCGCGUCGUUCUAAUCUGCGCCCUCACCAACCAUUUUUCUUACGCUCACAAAAUCCUCCGCCUCUCACCAAACUCCCAAGAACUCUUUCCAUGGAACUUCUGCCUCAAACAUUUUGCCGAAGGGGAGUCCACUCACGACGCCAUCACUCUCUUCCGUCGCCUCCGCCAAAUGGGUACUCCAAUCCCUGACCACUUCAUGUGUUCCUUCGUUCUCAAAGCCUGUACUCGUGUUUCCGACAUUCAAACUGGGAGAAUCAUUCAUGCCUUCGCGGUGAAGCUUGGGUUAACAGCUAAUUUGGUUUUGCAAAAUAUGAUUGUGCAUUUGUAUGCAGUUUGCGGGGAGAUGAGUGAUGCGCGCCUUGUGUUCGAUAAAAUGCCUCAGCGAGACGUUGUUACUUGGAGCAUAAUGAUAAGUCAGUUGGUUAAGGCGGGUGACUUCCGUGGCGCUUAUGGUUUGUUUUGUGUGAUGCCGGAGAGGAAUGUGAAGACAUGGACGUCCAUGAUUUCGGGGUUUGUCCGGUGUGGGAAGUCGGAGGAAGCUGUAGGGUUGUUCUUGGAGAUGGAGAGGGAAGGUUUGAUGCCAAAUGAGGUGACCGUGGUGGCAGCUUUAGCGGCUUGUGCUGAUUUGGGUGACUUGGAGCUUGGCAAGAGUGUUCACCAGUUCGCAGAUCGGAGUGUCAUGGGAAUGUACAUGUUUGUAACACACUGA